AUUUCUCGACAAAGUUGAAGCUUUGAUCAAAUAUUUCCAAAUUAGGGCUGAAAAUCGGAAGUCUAAAAUGCAAUGUGACGCAUUGCCUUGGGCAUCUAAAAUUUCUGUCGACAAGAGAGUUAGUCCGAUAUCUGUUAAAUGGUCUAGUAAACACAAAUUUAUCAGAAGUCUCUUGAAAAAGGACUUAAUGAAUGGCCUGAAGGUUUCUUUUGAUAACCAAACGUACUUACAGCAACUAGGGCGAUCAUUGUACCUAAAAGCAAGAAUGUCUCUCGGAAUUGGCUUACAUGAGUUCAAAUACAAGCUCGUUCCUUAUGUGCUUCAAUCGUCGUGUCUUGGCAAUAGUAUUGCUUCAUAUAUGGCUUCCGUUAUGUACUAUUCGGGCUUUGGCGUUCCUUUAGACGACGAAAAGGGCUCGUCGUACUUGCUUCGAAGUGCUCUGCUAGACGAUCGUCUCGGCUUAUUGUCACUGGGGUUCAAGUACUACUAUGGACUGAAUGGGUUCCCCGUGGACUAUAGUAUAUCGUGGCGAUAUUACAUGGAUGCCGCUUGGAUGUUCCGAGACGACCGUGAACAGCACAAGGAGAAUGACGUCAUGACUGAAGUUGUCCGGUUGACUGACAAGAAGGCCCUGGAAAUGUACUUGGGAAAAGAGAGUGACUACUUCCAGUGGCUGAAGAUGCAAGCUGGCCAGGGCAUAGAGAGUGCCAGGCAGGAGAUGGGUCGGAUGUUGUUCUGGGGGUCCAAGGGGGUGGACAGGGACACUGGGGCAGCUGUGAACUACUACAGACAACUAGCAGACACGGGCGACACCACCGGACAAUUCGAUCUAGGAAUAGUGUUGUUGCGCGGACAGGGUGGGGUGGAUAAAGAUGAGCAGAAAGGGCUGUCCUAUCUGAAGAGGGCGGCCGACCAGGGUCACCAGGGAGCAGUGUCUGCACUUGGGUGGCACUACCUCCUCAAAAGAGAGUACGACUUCGCUUUCAAGUACUUGGACAUGGCUGCCAGGCAAGGCAAUCGGGAUGCUAUGCAUAAUUUAGGCUACAUGUACGAAAAUGGACUUGUGAAAGGUGUUCCACGGAACAACUCCGCCUCUUAUCUCUACUUCAUUGAUGCCGCCAACCGAGGUCAACCUGACUCCGCUCUCUCCGUCUCAGUGGGUCAAAUUUACGGGGAUGGAAUCAUGAUUCAGAACCCCGUAUCGGCUGCGGGGUGGGCCCGAAACCAGGCAGAGAAAUCGUCGGCUGUCGGCAGGCUGCUGCAACAGGGGUUGAAGGCGUACCUUAAGGACCACUAUUCGGAAGCACUCAUGUUCUAUAUGAUGGCAGCAGAAACAGGGGUGGAGGUGGCUUCUUUCAACAUGGCCCACCUGUGUGAGAACGAAGAGGACGCCUCCGAAAUAGCCAACAGGCAUCUGACCCAUUAAACUUUAAG
Molecule: messenger RNA, 1434 nt
Organism: Symsagittifera roscoffensis
Lineage: Eukaryota; Metazoa; Xenacoelomorpha; Acoela; Convolutidae
Product: protein sel-1 homolog 3-like
Exons: 5
Coding region: 68-1426 (452 amino acids)
Molecular function (GO): protein binding
Source: RefSeq, a predicted model, not a curated record